Budorcas taxicolor (takin) is the source of this 1679-nucleotide messenger RNA. Its product is annotated as interferon alpha/beta receptor 2. NCBI's taxonomy places the organism in Eukaryota, Metazoa, Chordata, Mammalia, Artiodactyla, Bovidae. The transcript is spliced from 3 exons. The record is from RefSeq and is a predicted model, not a curated record. The coding region runs from base 102 to 902 and encodes 266 amino acids. Gene Ontology annotation, molecular function: interleukin-22 receptor activity.
CUUUUCUAAAGCCAGCUUGAACAUCUGAGUCAUCAGAACCUGCUACAAUAGGAGGAAUAAUUAUUCUGUUUUUAUUAACUGCUGUCUGCGUAAGCACUGUAAUGGUACUGAAACGGAUUGGUUAUAUAUGCUUAAGAAAUGAUUUCCCCGAAGCUUUGAAUUUUUAUAAACUGUCAGUCUGGGUGUUUCCUGAGCUGCCUCCGUUGGAAAAAAUGGCUACCGUGGAAGUCAUUCACAUCACCAGGAAGAAGAAAGAGUGGAAUUAUAAUUAUGAUGAUGAAAGUGACAUUGAAAACGAAGCAGCUCCCCGCAUAAAUUCAGGCGGUUACACCAAGCACGGACUAACGGGCAGGCUGUGUCCAACUUCCACCACUUCAGCCAGCUUGGAGGACUGCAGCUUGGAGGACUGCAGCGACCCCAGUGCUGAGGAGCCGUACCUGCCUGAGCCCAAGAGGGACGCCGAGACCCCCGUGGCACCAGGGCCCGGCCCCUGGCAGUUGGAAGGCACAAGUGGGGGCUACCAGACGAGAGGGACUCUGUGGCAGGACCCCACUUCCGAGGAGGACAGUGACUCCACGGAGGGGUCUGAGGGCAGAAUUGUCUUCAACGUGAAUCUGAACUCUGUGUGUGUGAGAGCCCUUGAGGACGACAAGGACUCGGAAGUCACUCUAAUGUCCCCAUCUCGUCCAGAAGAGACAGCCGUGCUGGAGGACCUCAACGAGACAGAAUCAAGCCUUUUGGUGGCCAGUGAAGAAGGGACACAGCUGCCCUUCACCGACCCCUCUAUGGAGUGCCUGAGGCCCCAAGAUGCUCUUUCUGAUAAAAGUGACACUUCCGAGUCAGAUGUUGACAUGGGGGAUGGGUAUAUAGUAAGACAGGUGAAUCUGAAAAAUUUUAAUUAACUUGGACACACACUGCCUCCAGGCCUCACCCCCCAACCCCAGCUCCUGCACUUGCUCCUUUGGGGGUCUCCGAGUAUUCUCGCUGGGGAGGAGUAGGAGACUGGUGACAUCAUCUAUGCAAAUUCUCACUCUGGGGGGAGGGGAGGUGGGAAACAGAGUAUUCUGCUAUUAUUCAGUGCAUUGUUAACCUGUUCAAGGCAAUUUGCCUUAAUGGGAAAAUGCCCUGCCUGUUCCCUUUCCUCUCAUGGAUGUCUAAUGAUUCUGCAUCAUGUUUCCCAGAGUAAAGAACAAAGUUCCCUGUGGUUUUCAGGCGAUGUUCCGGGGCCCUGUAAGAUUUCUGGGAAAUUAUUAAAUCGGGUCAAUGUGGAGUAGGGAGAGAAAAGGAAGACAUUCAGCAGGGUUCAUAGCAGGAGCAGUCAGCAGUGGUUUUUUUUUUCCCCCACAGGCUUGAGGGAAGACCAGAAAAGCCACAGAAAAACAGAAGGGAGGGCGGGCAGUUAGAAAGCAAGGACACGCACGAGGAAACAGAAGCACAUGCUCUGGGUUGGGACUGGAAAAAAGGAAGCCCCAACCAAGUCUGGGGCACCCCUAGAUAAUAUUGUGUCACCUUCACUCUUGAGAAUUCAAAUCUCAGCUCCUGGUCCAGCCCUCCUCAAUCUGAGUGAGGAAGACAUACACACACACACAUAAUAACUCUGGUGCCAGACAGGUGACCAAUAGAGACACAUUUGCAUAAGGGAGAGGGACAGGGUCUGUGUUAUAUUUUAAGAUAUAAUU